AUGAAUGGCCACACCUCUCCUCCUCUUGAUGUCCUGGCCACCAACGGCACUGAGCUGACCACCGUCCCCAAGACCGUGAAGGCCAUGCUGGGAGCCAGCACCCCCUCCGGGCCCCAGUCCAAGAGCAUCGCUGGGGUAUAUGUGGAAGCCUCCUGCCAGGCUCAGAGUCUCUACACGGCCAUGAAGCAGGGCCUCCUGUCUGGUGAGCUUGGGCUGGCUCUGCUGGAGGCCCAGGCCGCCACCGGGGGCCUUGUGGACCCCACGCAGGGCCACUUCCUCUCUGUGUCUGAGGCCGUGCGGCAGGGCCUGGUAGGCCUGGAGCUAAAGGAGAGGCUCCUGGUUGCUGAGCGGGCCGUCACUGGGUACCCCGAUCCCUACGGUGGCGGGAAGCUGGCACUCUUCCAGGCCAUCAGGAAGGAGGUGCUGGAGAGAGCACUGGGGUACAGCUGGCUAGAGGCCCAGCUGGCCACUGGGGGCCUGGUGGAUCCCAUUCAGGGUGUGCGAGUGGCCCCAGAGCUGGCCUGCCAGCAGGGCCUCCUGGACCAGGAGACGUGGCGUGGCCUGGCAGAGGGCGAGCCCAGCUCCGGUGCCCCUGGCUUCCUGGACCCCAACACAGGCGAGUGGCUGUCCUACCGCGGGCUGCUGGGCAGGUGCGUGAGAGCCCCCAGAACAGGGCUGGCUCUGCUGCCCCUCAAGACCACUUUCCAGACCCUGAGUGGGGCAGUGAGCUUGGCAGAGCUGCUGGAGGUGGGGGUCCUGGAUGGGGAGACUGCCCAGGGCCUUCAGGAGGGCAAGCUGGUGGCGUCAGAUGUGAGCACAUGGGCUGCCGUGAAGCGCUACCUGCAGGGCACGGGCGGCGUGGCGGGGGUUGUCCUGCUGCCCGCGGGCCACAAGAAGAGCUUCUUCCAGGCCAUCACUGAGCACCUGCUCCCGAUGGGCAUGGCACUCCCGCUCCUGGAGGCUCAGGCCGCCACCUGCACGCUGGUGGAUCCAGCCACCGGCCGGCGCCGAACGGUGGAUGAGGCCGUCAGGUCAGGCCUGCUCGGCCCGGAGCUCCACAGGCAGCUGCUGGUGGCCGAGCAGGCGGUGACGGGGUUCGAUGACCCCUUCAGCAGAGGGCGAGUCUCCCUCUUCCAGGCCAUGAAGAAGGAGCUGGUGGACAGGCCUCUGGCGCUGCGACUCCUGGAUGCCCAGCUGGCCACAGGUGGGCCAGUGUGUCCAGCCCGCAGGCUCCGGCUGCCCCUGGAGGCCGCCCUGCGCCUCGGGUGCCUGGACGAAGAGACGUGGCAGUGUGUCUCCCGGGCCGCUGGCUUCUCAGACCCCAGCACACAGGGGAGCCUUGGCUAUGGGCAGCUGAUGGCCCGCUGUGUCACCGACCCAGAGACAGGGCUGGCCUUCCUUCCUCUCUCAGACGGGGCCCUCGGAGGGGAGCCACAAGGACCCCCAUUCAUUGACCACAGCACCCGGCAGGCCUUAAGUGAGGCCACGGCCACCAUCUCCGUGGGCAAGUUCCAGGGCCGGCCCGCCUCACUCUGGGAGCUGCUCUUCUCCGAGCCCAUCUCCGCAGAGCAGAGGGCGGCACUGGCCCAGCGGCACCGGGAAGGCGCCAUCUCGUUGGAGGAGCUGGCGGCGGUGCUGAGGGCCACCCUGGAGCAGGCUGCAGCCACAGCCAGGACCACCUUUGCUGGGCUCAGGGGGCCCGUGACGCCAGAUGAGCUGUUGAAAGCAGAGAUCAUUGAUCAGGACGUGUACGAGCAGCUGAAGCGAGGACAGACCACAGCCCAGGAAGUGGGCAGGCUGGACUCGGUCCAGAGGUACCUGCAGGGCACUGGCUGCAUCGCGGGCGUGCUGCUGACCAGCUCCCGGGAGCGGCUCGGUAUCUACGAGGCUCGCGGGAAGGGGCUUCUCAGGCCCGGCACGGCACUCAUCCUCCUGGAGGCACAGGUGGCCACGGGCUUCAUCCUUAACCCAAAGGAAAACAAGACAUACUCUGUAGAGGAGGCACUGAGGGCCGGCCUCAUUGGGCCUGAUGUGUUUGCAAAGCUGCUGUCGGCCGAGCGCGCCGUCACCGGCUACACGGACCCCUACACCGGGGAGCAGAUCUCCCUCUUCCAGGCCAUGAAGAAGGACCUCGUCGUCCGCGACCACGGCGUCCGCCUGCUGGAGGCCCAGAUCGCCACGGGCGGCAUCAUCGACCCCGUGCACAGCCACCGGCUGCCCGUGGACGUGGCCCACCGGCGUGGCUACUUCGACGAGGAGAUGAGCCGCGUCCUGGCGGACCCGAGCGACGACACCAAGGGCUUCUUCGACCCCAACACGCACGAGAACCUCACGUACCUGCAGCUGCUGGAGCGCUGUGUGGAGGACCCCGAGACGGGGCUGCGCCUGCUGCCCCUCGGCCGCUCACAGCCCGAGCUGGUGGAUGGCGCCACCCGACGGGCCUUCCAGGGCCUGCUGCUGCCUGUGAGGCAUGGGCGGUUCCGGGGACAGAGGGUUUCCGCGUGGGAGCUGGUCAACUCAGAGUGCUUCAGCGAGGACCAGCGGAGGCAGGUGCUGCGGGACUACCGACAGCACAGGGUGUCACUGGCGCAGGUGGCCCAGCUGCUGGGGAGAGCAGUGGGGAGGUGGGUGGACAUCGCGCUGCCCGUGCUCCGGGGCCGAGUCACAGCCCACCAGCUCUGGGAGGCCCAAAUCAUUGACCAAGAGCUGCUGGACCGGGUGCUGGAGGGGGCAGUGAGCCCCGAGGCCCUCCUGCACGUGGACAGCGUCCAGCGGGCCCUGCGCGGCUCGGGUGCCGUGGGCGGCGUGCUGCAGUCCUCCAGGCGGCGGCUCAGCCUCUACGAGGCCAUGAAGCAGCAGCUGCUGGGGCCGGGCGUGGCGCUAGCCCUGCUGGAGGCUCAGGCGGCCACCGCAGCCAUUGUUGACCCCCACGGUCUGGAGACGCUGUCCGUGGAUGAGGCCGUGCGCAGGAGGCUGGUGGGCCCAGAGCUGUACGGCAGGCUGAGGCAGGCGGAGGACGCUGUCAGCGGCUUCAGAGACCCCUUCUCUGGGGAGCGGGUGUCCCUGUUCCAGGCCAUGAAGAAGGGCCUUGUCCCUGCAGAGCAGGCUGCCCGCCUCCUGGAUGCCCAGGUGGCCACAGGAGGGGUCAUUGACCCCACAGGCCACCAUCGCCUCCCCAUGCCCGUGGCCACCCAGCGUGGCUACCUCGACCAGGAGAUGGCGAUCGCCUUGUCCAGCUCCUCCAAGACCUUCCCCACGCUAGAUGGCCGGGGACACACCAGCUAUGCCCAGCUCCUGGACCAGUGUGUGAGGGACGAGGCCUCUGGGCUCUACUUCCUGCCCCUGCCAGAAAAUGCUGCUGCCGUCCCCACUGACGAGCAGGUCCAGGAGACCCUGCAGGCCGUGCCGGGGGCUGAGGACGGCACGUCCCUCUGGGAGCUCCUGAGCUCUUGCCGCUUCACUGACGAGCAGCGGAAGAGCCUCUUGGAGGACUUCAGGGCAGGGCAGACUACCGCACAGCAGCUUCAGGAAACGGUGCAGAAACAGGUGCGUGAGGCAGAGCUCCUGGCUCAGGCUUGCGUCACGGUGCCCGGCCCAAGGGGGGAGGUUCCUGCCGUCUGGCUGCUGGACGCUGGCAUCAUCACCCAGGAGACCCUGGCGGCGCUGGCUCAGGGCACACAGUCACCUGCCGAGGUGGCCGAGCAGCCCGCCGUGAAGGCCUGCCUGUGGGGUACGGGCUGCGUGGCCGGCGUGGUGUUGCAGCCGUCGGGGGCCAAGGUCAGCAUCAGCCAGGCCAUGAGGGACGGCCUCUUGCCUGAGGGCCUGGGGCGAAGGCUGCUGGAGGCUCAAGUGGCGUCUGGCUCCCUCAUUGACCCUCUGACCAACCUGAGGCUAUCUGUGGAAGGUGCAGUCAAGGCCGGCCUGGUGGCUGGGGCACUGCAUGAGCAGCUCCAGCAAGCCGAGAGGGCCGUGACCUGGUACACUGACCCGUAUCUAGGAGGCGCCCUCUCACUGUGGCAGGCCAUGGAGAAGGGGCUGGUGCCCCAAAGUGAGGGCCUCCCCCUCCUACAGGCGCAAUUGGCCACAGGGGGCGCAGUGGACCCUGUCCACGGGGUGCACCUGCCCGAGGCGGCAGCCUGCAGGCUUGGCCUCCUGGACGAGCAGGUCAGCCGGGUGCUAACCUCAAUGGCCGAGGACAGUAAGUUCUUCUUCGACCCCAGCGCACAGGAAAGGGUGACGUACAACCAGCUCAAGGAGCGCUGUGUCCUGGACACUGACACCAGCCUGUGGCUGCUUCCACUUGCCCAGGACAGGGUGCUUAAGGUGGACGAGCACAUGCUGGUGGCCCUGAGGGCCAUGAAGGUGCCUGUCGGCACUGGGAGGUUCAAAGGUCUCAACGUGUCACUGUGGGACCUGCUCCACUCAGAGUAUGUUGACAUCCACAAACGGCGGGAGCUGGUGGCGCUCUGCCAGUCCGGGAGGGCCACCGCCCUGCGGCACGUGGCUGUGGCCAUCACCGCCCUGGUUGAGACCUCAGAGAGACAACCCUCGCAGGCCACCUUUAGAGGACUCCGGAAGCUAGUGUCGGCCAGUGACUUGUUUAGGUCCCAGCUGAUUGACAAGGAGACGCUGGACCUGCUGAAUCAGGGCAGAAGGACAGUGCAGGAGGUGAUGGAGAGGAGCAGCAUCAGGUGGUACCUGGAGGGAGGCAACUUCAUUGCUGGGGUCCUCAUCCAGGGCACAAAGGAGAAGAUGAGCAUCUACCAGGCCAUGUGGAAGGGCAUCCUGCGGCCCGGCACGGCCCUGGUGCUGCUGGAGGCGCAGGCGGCCACCGGCUUCGUCAUCGACCCCGUGCGCAACCGGAGGCUGUCCGUGGAGGAGGCGGUGGCCGCGGGCGUGGUGGGCGGCGAGAUCCAGGAGAAGCUGCUGUCGGCCGAGCGCGCCGUCACCGGCUACACGGACCCCUACACCGGGGAGCAGAUCUCCCUCUUCCAGGCCAUGAAGAAGGACCUCAUCGUCCGCGACCAUGGCAUCCGCCUGCUGGAGGCCCAGAUCGCCACGGGCGGCAUCAUCGACCCCGUGCACAGCCACCGGCUGCCCGUGGACGUGGCCUACCGGCGUGGCUACUUCGACGAGGAGAUGAGCCGCGUCCUGGCGGACCCGAGCGACGACACCAAGGGCUUCUUCGACCCCAACACGCACGAGAACCUCACGUACCUGCAGCUGCUGGAGCGCUGUGUGGAGGACCCCGAGACGGGGCUCUACCUGUUACAAAUUGUGAAGAAAGGAGAAACCUACAUCUAUAUUGAUGAAGCCUCAAGGCAGCUUCUGCAGUCCCAAACUACGACCAUGCACGUGGGGAGGUUCGCCAAUCAGAAGGUCUCCCUUUGGGACCUACUGUCGUCUCAGUACUUCACAGAAGAAAGGAAACGGGAGCUCAUCCAUGAGUACAGAGCCCAGAAUGCGUCCCUAGAGCAGCUGUUGGGGGUCAUCACUGCUACGGUGGAAGAAACAGAGGAGCGAUACCAAGGCAUGAAGGUGGCAGCCAUCCGUGGAGAGGUGACAGCUGCAGAGUUGUUCAACUCUGGAGUCAUUGAUAAAAGGACCCUGGAAGCCCUGUCCCAGGAGGGAUCAGGGGGGCAGGAUCUCAGCAGGUUGGCACAUGUGAGACCCUAUCUGGAGGGUACUGGCUGCAUUGUGGGGGUGACUGUACCUUCCACCCAAGAGGUGAUGAGCUUCUACGAGGCCAGCAGGAAAGGACUCAUCCCCAUGGGGUUUGCGGCUCAGCUGCUGGAGGCCCAGGCAGCCACGGGAUUCAUGCUGGAUCCCUGCAGCCAGAAGAGGCUCUCCGUGCAGCAUGCCGUGGCUGAGGGCCUGGUGGGUGAGGAACUGCAGGCAAGACUUCUGGAAGCCGAGAAGGCCGCCCUAGGCUACACAGACCCAGCCACGGGAGACACGAUCUCACUGUUCCAGGCCAUGCAGAGGAAGUUUGUCCGAAGAGAGGAAGCGCUGAGACUGCUGGAGGUGCAGGUGGCCACAGGGGGCAUCAUCGACCCCCUGCACCACCACCGGCUCCCCCUGGACAUGGCCUACAGACGGGGCUGUCUGCACCAGGACACAUACCCACUCGUUGCAGAUCAGAAGCACAUGAACAAAAGGUAUGUGGAUCCGAACACUCAGGAGAGGGUCACAUACCAACAGCUACAGGAGAGGAGCCAAAAAGAAGCAGGGACAGAUUGGGCUCUCUUCCUGGUAGUCAGGGACCACCAAACCUCUGCCUAUAUUGACGAGGCAACAAGGAGGGCCUUAGAAGCCGAGCAGGUGCAGGUCCCGGUGGGAAGAUACAAGGACCAGAGGCCAUCAGUGUGGGAGCUGCUCAACUCUGAGUACGUGACCCAAGAAAUAAAACUCCAGUUGAUCAGUGACUAUAAAAUGCAUGUGACCCAGGCAUUGGAAAAGGUAGUAAACAUUAUUUUAGAACUAAUAGAUGAGAAAGAAAAAACGAAGAAGAAACUAUGGUUCCCAGGGAUCCGAAAACAAAUCACAGGUUCAGAACUCAUCAAUGCAGAAAUCAUCAGCAAGGAGGUGAUGGAUGACCUGGCCCAGGGCACCAAGACCCUGCAGGAGGUGACGGAGAUGGACUCGGUCAAGCGCUACCUGCAGGGCACGGGCUGCAUCGCGGGCGUGCUGGUGCCCGCCAAGGACGAGCCCGGGCGGCAGGAGAAGAUGAGCAUCUACCAGGCCAUGUGGAAGGGCGUCCUGCGGCCCGGCACGGCCCUGGUGCUGCUGGAGGCGCAGGCGGCCACCGGCUUCGUCAUCGACCCCGUGCGCAACCGGAGGCUGUCCGUGGAGGAGGCGGUGGCCGCGGGCGUGGUGGGCGGCGAGAUCCAGGAGAAGCUGCUGUCGGCCGAGCGCGCCGUCACCGGCUACACGGACCCCUACACCGGGGAGCAGAUCUCCCUCUUCCAGGCCAUGAAGAAGGACCUCAUCGUCCGCGACCACGGCGUCCGCCUGCUGGAGGCCCAGAUCGCCACGGGCGGCAUCAUCGACCCCGUGCACAGCCACCGGCUGCCCGUGGACGUGGCCUACCGGCGUGGCUACUUCGACGAGGAGAUGAGCCGCGUCCUGGCGGACCCGAGCGACGACACCAAGGGCUUCUUCGACCCCAACACGCACGAGAACCUCACGUACCUGCAGCUGCUGGAGCGCUGUGUGGAGGACCCCGAGACGGGGCUGCGCCUGCUGCAGCUGGCCGGCCGGGGCUCCGCCGUGCACCAGCUGAGCGAGGAGCUGCGCGGCGCCCUGCGGGACGCCCGCGUGUCGCCGGGCCGCGGCGUCCUCCAGGGCCAGAGCGUCUCCGUCUGGGAGCUCCUGUUCCACCGGGAGGUGCCCGAGGGCCUGCGGCAGGACCUGCUGCGCAGGUACGAGGCGGGCGUGCUGACCGUGCAGGAGGUGGGCGCCGCCCUCACCCCGCUGCUGGCCCGUGCCGCCGCCGCCGAGGGCGGGGACCCCCGCGGGGCCCUGCGUGCCGCCACCAUGGAGGUCAAGGUGGGCCGCCUGCGCGGGCCGGCGGUGCCCGUGUGGGACGUGCUGGCCUCCAGCUACGUGAGCGGCGCCACGCGGGAGCAGCUACUGGCCGACUUUGGCUCGGGGACGCUGGGCUUGCCGGCGCUGACCCGCAGGCUGACCACCAUCGUCGAGGAGGCGGAGGCGGCCGGAGGGCCCGAGCCGCCCGAGCCGGGGGACGCCGCCCGCGGCCCGCAAGAGGCCGGGCCAGCCGGGCGCGGUGGCGGCGACGGCGACGCGGGGCCGCCCCCGGGCCAGGCCGCCGCCGAGCCCGCCGCCAGCGGCCCCCAGGAGCGGGCCCUGCGUGCCGCCACCGUGGACGUGCGCGCCGGGCAGUUCCGGGGGCAGCGGCCCUCCGUGUGGGAGGUCCUCUUCUCCUCCUACCUGAGCCGGGCCCGCCGGGAUGAGCUUCUGGCCCAGCACGCGGCCGGCGCCCUGGCCGUGCCCGCCCUGGUCACCAUCCUCACCCAGGCCAUCGAGGAGGCGGAGGAGCGGCUGAGCAAGGUGUCGUUCCGGGGCCUGAGGCGCCAGGUGUCCGCCUCCGAGCUGCACACGUCCGGGAUCCUGGGCCCCGAGACCCUGCGGGACCUGGCCCAGGGCACCAAGACCCUGCAGGAGGUGACGGAGAUGGACUCGGUCAAGCGCUACCUGCAGGGCACGGGCUGCAUCGCGGGCGUGCUGGUGCCCGCCAAGGACGAGCCCGGGCGGCAGGAGAAGAUGAGCAUCUACCAGGCCAUGUGGAAGGGCGUCCUGCGGCCCGGCACGGCCCUGGUGCUGCUGGAGGCGCAGGCGGCCACCGGCUUCGUCAUCGACCCCGUGCGCAACCGGAGGCUGUCCGUGGAGGAGGCGGUGGCCGCGGGCGUGGUGGGCGGCGAGAUCCAGGAGAAGCUGCUGUCGGCCGAGCGCGCCGUCACCGGCUACACGGACCCCUACACCGGGGAGCAGAUCUCCCUCUUCCAGGCCAUGAAGAAGGACCUCAUCGUCCGCGACCACGGCGUCCGCCUGCUGGAGGCCCAGAUCGCCACGGGCGGCAUCAUCGACCCCGUGCACAGCCACCGGCUGCCCGUGGACGUGGCCUACCGGCGUGGCUACUUCGACGAGGAGAUGAGCCGCGUCCUGGCGGACCCGAGCGACGACACCAAGGGCUUCUUCGACCCCAACACGCACGAGAACCUCACGUACCUGCAGCUGCUGGAGCGCUGUGUGGAGGACCCCGAGACGGGGCUGCGCCUGCUGCAGCUGGCCGGCCGGGGCUCCGCCGUGCACCAGCUGAGCGAGGAGCUGCGCGGCGCCCUGCGGGACGCCCGCGUGUCGCCGGGCCGCGGCGUCCUCCAGGGCCAGAGCGUCUCCGUCUGGGAGCUCCUGUUCCACCGGGAGGUGCCCGAGGGCCUGCGGCAGGACCUGCUGCGCAGGUACGAGGCGGGCGUGCUGACCGUGCAGGAGGUGGGCGCCGCCCUCACCCCGCUGCUGGCCCGUGCCGCCGCCGCCGAGGGCGGGGACCCCCGCGGGGCCCUGCGUGCCGCCACCAUGGAGGUCAAGGUGGGCCGCCUGCGCGGGCCGGCGGUGCCCGUGUGGGACGUGCUGGCCUCCAGCUACGUGAGCGGCGCCACGCGGGAGCAGCUACUGGCCGACUUUGGCUCGGGGACGCUGGGCUUGCCGGCGCUGACCCGCAGGCUGACCACCAUCGUCGAGGAGGCGGAGGCGGCCGGAGGGCCCGAGCCGCCCGAGCCGGGGGACGCCGCCCGCGGCCCGCAAGAGGCCGGGCCAGCCGGGCGCGGUGGCGGCGACGGCGACGCGGGGCCGCCCCCGGGCCAGGCCGCCGCCGAGCCCGCCGCCAGCGGCCCCCAGGAGCGGGCCCUGCGUGCCGCCACCGUGGACGUGCGCGCCGGGCAGUUCCGGGGGCAGCGGCCCUCCGUGUGGGAGGUCCUCUUCUCCUCCUACCUGAGCCGGGCCCGCCGGGAUGAGCUUCUGGCCCAGCACGCGGCCGGCGCCCUGGCCGUGCCCGCCCUGGUCACCAUCCUCACCCAGGCCAUCGAGGAGGCGGAGGAGCGGCUGAGCAAGGUGUCGUUCCGGGGCCUGAGGCGCCAGGUGUCCGCCUCCGAGCUGCACACGUCCGGGAUCCUGGGCCCCGAGACCCUGCGGGACCUGGCCCAGGGCACCAAGACCCUGCAGGAGGUGACGGAGAUGGACUCGGUCAAGCGCUACCUGCAGGGCACGGGCUGCAUCGCGGGCGUGCUGGUGCCCGCCAAGGACGAGCCCGGGCGGCAGGAGAAGAUGAGCAUCUACCAGGCCAUGUGGAAGGGCGUCCUGCGGCCCGGCACGGCCCUGGUGCUGCUGGAGGCGCAGGCGGCCACCGGCUUCGUCAUCGACCCCGUGCGCAACCGGAGGCUGUCCGUGGAGGAGGCGGUGGCCGCGGGCGUGGUGGGCGGCGAGAUCCAGGAGAAGCUGCUGUCGGCCGAGCGCGCCGUCACCGGCUACACGGACCCCUACACCGGGGAGCAGAUCUCCCUCUUCCAGGCCAUGAAGAAGGACCUCAUCGUCCGCGACCACGGCGUCCGCCUGCUGGAGGCCCAGAUCGCCACGGGCGGCAUCAUCGACCCCGUGCACAGCCACCGGCUGCCCGUGGACGUGGCCUACCGGCGUGGCUACUUCGACGAGGAGAUGAGCCGCGUCCUGGCGGACCCGAGCGACGACACCAAGGGCUUCUUCGACCCCAACACGCACGAGAACCUCACGUACCUGCAGCUGCUGGAGCGCUGUGUGGAGGACCCCGAGACGGGGCUGCGCCUGCUGCAGCUGGCCGGCCGGGGCUCCGCCGUGCACCAGCUGAGCGAGGAGCUGCGCGGCGCCCUGCGGGACGCCCGCGUGUCGCCGGGCCGCGGCGUCCUCCAGGGCCAGAGCGUCUCCGUCUGGGAGCUCCUGUUCCACCGGGAGGUGCCCGAGGGCCUGCGGCAGGACCUGCUGCGCAGGUACGAGGCGGGCGUGCUGACCGUGCAGGAGGUGGGCGCCGCCCUCACCCCGCUGCUGGCCCGUGCCGCCGCCGCCGAGGGCGGGGACCCCCGCGGGGCCCUGCGUGCCGCCACCAUGGAGGUCAAGGUGGGCCGCCUGCGCGGGCCGGCGGUGCCCGUGUGGGACGUGCUGGCCUCCAGCUACGUGAGCGGCGCCACGCGGGAGCAGCUACUGGCCGACUUUGGCUCGGGGACGCUGGGCUUGCCGGCGCUGACCCGCAGGCUGACCACCAUCGUCGAGGAGGCGGAGGCGGCCGGAGGGCCCGAGCCGCCCGAGCCGGGGGACGCCGCCCGCGGCCCGCAAGAGGCCGGGCCAGCCGGGCGCGGUGGCGGCGACGGCGACGCGGGGCCGCCCCCGGGCCAGGCCGCCGCCGAGCCCGCCGCCAGCGGCCCCCAGGAGCGGGCCCUGCGUGCCGCCACCGUGGACGUGCGCGCCGGGCAGUUCCGGGGGCAGCGGCCCUCCGUGUGGGAGGUCCUCUUCUCCUCCUACCUGAGCCGGGCCCGCCGGGAUGAGCUUCUGGCCCAGCACGCGGCCGGCGCCCUGGCCGUGCCCGCCCUGGUCACCAUCCUCACCCAGGCCAUCGAGGAGGCGGAGGAGCGGCUGAGCAAGGUGUCGUUCCGGGGCCUGAGGCGCCAGGUGUCCGCCUCCGAGCUGCACACGUCCGGGAUCCUGGGCCCCGAGACCCUGCGGGACCUGGCCCAGGGCACCAAGACCCUGCAGGAGGUGACGGAGAUGGACUCGGUCAAGCGCUACCUGCAGGGCACGGGCUGCAUCGCGGGCGUGCUGGUGCCCGCCAAGGACGAGCCCGGGCGGCAGGAGAAGAUGAGCAUCUACCAGGCCAUGUGGAAGGGCGUCCUGCGGCCCGGCACGGCCCUGGUGCUGCUGGAGGCGCAGGCGGCCACCGGCUUCGUCAUCGACCCCGUGCGCAACCGGAGGCUGUCCGUGGAGGAGGCGGUGGCCGCGGGCGUGGUGGGCGGCGAGAUCCAGGAGAAGCUGCUGUCGGCCGAGCGCGCCGUCACCGGCUACACGGACCCCUACACCGGGGAGCAGAUCUCCCUCUUCCAGGCCAUGAAGAAGGACCUCAUCGUCCGCGACCACGGCGUCCGCCUGCUGGAGGCCCAGAUCGCCACGGGCGGCAUCAUCGACCCCGUGCACAGCCACCGGCUGCCCGUGGACGUGGCCUACCGGCGUGGCUACUUCGACGAGGAGAUGAGCCGCGUCCUGGCGGACCCGAGCGACGACACCAAGGGCUUCUUCGACCCCAACACGCACGAGAACCUCACGUACCUGCAGCUGCUGGAGCGCUGUGUGGAGGACCCCGAGACGGGGCUGCGCCUGCUGCAGCUGGCCGGCCGGGGCUCCGCCGUGCACCAGCUGAGCGAGGAGCUGCGCGGCGCCCUGCGGGACGCCCGCGUGUCGCCGGGCCGCGGCGUCCUCCAGGGCCAGAGCGUCUCCGUCUGGGAGCUCCUGUUCCACCGGGAGGUGCCCGAGGGCCUGCGGCAGGACCUGCUGCGCAGGUACGAGGCGGGCGUGCUGACCGUGCAGGAGGUGGGCGCCGCCCUCACCCCGCUGCUGGCCCGUGCCGCCGCCGCCGAGGGCGGGGACCCCCGCGGGGCCCUGCGUGCCGCCACCAUGGAGGUCAAGGUGGGCCGCCUGCGCGGGCCGGCGGUGCCCGUGUGGGACGUGCUGGCCUCCAGCUACGUGAGCGGCGCCACGCGGGAGCAGCUACUGGCCGACUUUGGCUCGGGGACGCUGGGCUUGCCGGCGCUGACCCGCAGGCUGACCACCAUCGUCGAGGAGGCGGAGGCGGCCGGAGGGCCCGAGCCGCCCGAGCCGGGGGACGCCGCCCGCGGCCCGCAAGAGGCCGGGCCAGCCGGGCGCGGUGGCGGCGACGGCGACGCGGGGCCGCCCCCGGGCCAGGCCGCCGCCGAGCCCGCCGCCAGCGGCCCCCAGGAGCGGGCCCUGCGUGCCGCCACCGUGGACGUGCGCGCCGGGCAGUUCCGGGGGCAGCGGCCCUCCGUGUGGGAGGUCCUCUUCUCCUCCUACCUGAGCCGGGCCCGCCGGGAUGAGCUUCUGGCCCAGCACGCGGCCGGCGCCCUGGCCGUGCCCGCCCUGGUCACCAUCCUCACCCAGGCCAUCGAGGAGGCGGAGGAGCGGCUGAGCAAGGUGUCGUUCCGGGGCCUGAGGCGCCAGGUGUCCGCCUCCGAGCUGCACACGUCCGGGAUCCUGGGCCCCGAGACCCUGCGGGACCUGGCCCAGGGCACCAAGACCCUGCAGGAGGUGACGGAGAUGGACUCGGUCAAGCGCUACCUGCAGGGCACGGGCUGCAUCGCGGGCGUGCUGGUGCCCGCCAAGGACGAGCCCGGGCGGCAGGAGAAGAUGAGCAUCUACCAGGCCAUGUGGAAGGGCGUCCUGCGGCCCGGCACGGCCCUGGUGCUGCUGGAGGCGCAGGCGGCCACCGGCUUCGUCAUCGACCCCGUGCGCAACCGGAGGCUGUCCGUGGAGGAGGCGGUGGCCGCGGGCGUGGUGGGCGGCGAGAUCCAGGAGAAGCUGCUGUCGGCCGAGCGCGCCGUCACCGGCUACACGGACCCCUACACCGGGGAGCAGAUCUCCCUCUUCCAGGCCAUGAAGAAGGACCUCAUCGUCCGCGACCACGGCGUCCGCCUGCUGGAGGCCCAGAUCGCCACGGGCGGCAUCAUCGACCCCGUGCACAGCCACCGGCUGCCCGUGGACGUGGCCUACCGGCGUGGCUACUUCGACGAGGAGAUGAGCCGCGUCCUGGCGGACCCGAGCGACGACACCAAGGGCUUCUUCGACCCCAACACGCACGAGAACCUCACGUACCUGCAGCUGCUGGAGCGCUGUGUGGAGGACCCCGAGACGGGGCUGCGCCUGCUGCAGCUGGCCGGCCGGGGCUCCGCCGUGCACCAGCUGAGCGAGGAGCUGCGCGGCGCCCUGCGGGACGCCCGCGUGUCGCCGGGCCGCGGCGUCCUCCAGGGCCAGAGCGUCUCCGUCUGGGAGCUCCUGUUCCACCGGGAGGUGCCCGAGGGCCUGCGGCAGGACCUGCUGCGCAGGUACGAGGCGGGCGUGCUGACCGUGCAGGAGGUGGGCGCCGCCCUCACCCCGCUGCUGGCCCGUGCCGCCGCCGCCGAGGGCGGGGACCCCCGCGGGGCCCUGCGUGCCGCCACCAUGGAGGUCAAGGUGGGCCGCCUGCGCGGGCCGGCGGUGCCCGUGUGGGACGUGCUGGCCUCCAGCUACGUGAGCGGCGCCACGCGGGAGCAGCUACUGGCCGACUUUGGCUCGGGGACGCUGGGCUUGCCGGCGCUGACCCGCAGGCUGACCACCAUCGUCGAGGAGGCGGAGGCGGCCGGAGGGCCCGAGCCGCCCGAGCCGGGGGACGCCGCCCGCGGCCCGCAAGAGGCCGGGCCAGCCGGGCGCGGUGGCGGCGACGGCGACGCGGGGCCGCCCCCGGGCCAGGCCGCCGCCGAGCCCGCCGCCAGCGGCCCCCAGGAGCGGGCCCUGCGUGCCGCCACCGUGGACGUGCGCGCCGGGCAGUUCCGGGGGCAGCGGCCCUCCGUGUGGGAGGUCCUCUUCUCCUCCUACCUGAGCCGGGCCCGCCGGGAUGAGCUUCUGGCCCAGCACGCGGCCGGCGCCCUGGCCGUGCCCGCCCUGGUCACCAUCCUCACCCAGGCCAUCGAGGAGGCGGAGGAGCGGCUGAGCAAGGUGUCGUUCCGGGGCCUGAGGCGCCAGGUGUCCGCCUCCGAGCUGCACACGUCCGGGAUCCUGGGCCCCGAGACCCUGCGGGACCUGGCCCAGGGCACCAAGACCCUGCAGGAGGUGACGGAGAUGGACUCGGUCAAGCGCUACCUGCAGGGCACGGGCUGCAUCGCGGGCGUGCUGGUGCCCGCCAAGGACGAGCCCGGGCGGCAGGAGAAGAUGAGCAUCUACCAGGCCAUGUGGAAGGGCGUCCUGCGGCCCGGCACGGCCCUGGUGCUGCUGGAGGCGCAGGCGGCCACCGGCUUCGUCAUCGACCCCGUGCGCAACCGGAGGCUGUCCGUGGAGGAGGCGGUGGCCGCGGGCGUGGUGGGCGGCGAGAUCCAGGAGAAGCUGCUGUCGGCCGAGCGCGCCGUCACCGGCUACACGGACCCCUACACCGGGGAGCAGAUCUCCCUCUUCCAGGCCAUGAAGAAGGACCUCAUCGUCCGCGACCACGGCGUCCGCCUGCUGGAGGCCCAGAUCGCCACGGGCGGCAUCAUCGACCCCGUGCACAGCCACCGGCUGCCCGUGGACGUGGCCUACCGGCGUGGCUACUUCGACGAGGAGAUGAGCCGCGUCCUGGCGGACCCGAGCGACGACACCAAGGGCUUCUUCGACCCCAACACGCACGAGAACCUCACGUACCUGCAGCUGCUGGAGCGCUGUGUGGAGGACCCCGAGACGGGGCUGCGCCUGCUGCAGCUGGCCGGCCGGGGCUCCGCCGUGCACCAGCUGAGCGAGGAGCUGCGCGGCGCCCUGCGGGACGCCCGCGUGUCGCCGGGCCGCGGCGUCCUCCAGGGCCAGAGCGUCUCCGUCUGGGAGCUCCUGUUCCACCGGGAGGUGCCCGAGGGCCUGCGGCAGGACCUGCUGCGCAGGUACGAGGCGGGCGUGCUGACCGUGCAGGAGGUGGGCGCCGCCCUCACCCCGCUGCUGGCCCGUGCCGCCGCCGCCGAGGGCGGGGACCCCCGCGGGGCCCUGCGUGCCGCCACCAUGGAGGUCAAGGUGGGCCGCCUGCGCGGGCCGGCGGUGCCCGUGUGGGACGUGCUGGCCUCCAGCUACGUGAGCGGCGCCACGCGGGAGCAGCUACUGGCCGACUUUGGCUCGGGGACGCUGGGCUUGCCGGCGCUGACCCGCAGGCUGACCACCAUCGUCGAGGAGGCGGAGGCGGCCGGAGGGCCCGAGCCGCCCGAGCCGGGGGACGCCGCCCGCGGCCCGCAAGAGGCCGGGCCAGCCGGGCGCGGUGGCGGCGACGGCGACGCGGGGCCGCCCCCGGGCCAGGCCGCCGCCGAGCCCGCCGCCAGCGGCCCCCAGGAGCGGGCCCUGCGUGCCGCCACCGUGGACGUGCGCGCCGGGCAGUUCCGGGGGCAGCGGCCCUCCGUGUGGGAGGUCCUCUUCUCCUCCUACCUGAGCCGGGCCCGCCGGGAUGAGCUUCUGGCCCAGCACGCGGCCGGCGCCCUGGCCGUGCCCGCCCUGGUCACCAUCCUCACCCAGGCCAUCGAGGAGGCGGAGGAGCGGCUGAGCAAGGUGUCGUUCCGGGGCCUGAGGCGCCAGGUGUCCGCCUCCGAGCUGCACACGUCCGGGAUCCUGGGCCCCGAGACCCUGCGGGACCUGGCCCAGGGCACCAAGACCCUGCAGGAGGUGACGGAGAUGGACUCGGUCAAGCGCUACCUGCAGGGCACGGGCUGCAUCGCGGGCGUGCUGGUGCCCGCCAAGGACGAGCCCGGGCGGCAGGAGAAGAUGAGCAUCUACCAGGCCAUGUGGAAGGGCGUCCUGCGGCCCGGCACGGCCCUGGUGCUGCUGGAGGCGCAGGCGGCCACCGGCUUCGUCAUCGACCCCGUGCGCAACCGGAGGCUGUCCGUGGAGGAGGCGGUGGCCGCGGGCGUGGUGGGCGGCGAGAUCCAGGAGAAGCUGCUGUCGGCCGAGCGCGCCGUCACCGGCUACACGGACCCCUACACCGGGGAGCAGAUCUCCCUCUUCCAGGCCAUGAAGAAGGACCUCAUCGUCCGCGACCACGGCGUCCGCCUGCUGGAGGCCCAGAUCGCCACGGGCGGCAUCAUCGACCCCGUGCACAGCCACCGGCUGCCCGUGGACGUGGCCUACCGGCGUGGCUACUUCGACGAGGAGAUGAGCCGCGUCCUGGCGGACCCGAGCGACGACACCAAGGGCUUCUUCGACCCCAACACGCACGAGAACCUCACGUACCUGCAGCUGCUGGAGCGCUGUGUGGAGGACCCCGAGACGGGGCUGCGCCUGCUGCAGCUGGCCGGCCGGGGCUCCGCCGUGCACCAGCUGAGCGAGGAGCUGCGCGGCGCCCUGCGGGACGCCCGCGUGUCGCCGGGCCGCGGCGUCCUCCAGGGCCAGAGCGUCUCCGUCUGGGAGCUCCUGUUCCACCGGGAGGUGCCCGAGGGCCUGCGGCAGGACCUGCUGCGCAGGUACGAGGCGGGCGUGCUGACCGUGCAGGAGGUGGGCGCCGCCCUCACCCCGCUGCUGGCCCGUGCCGCCGCCGCCGAGGGCGGGGACCCCCGCGGGGCCCUGCGUGCCGCCACCAUGGAGGUCAAGGUGGGCCGCCUGCGCGGGCCGGCGGUGCCCGUGUGGGACGUGCUGGCCUCCAGCUACGUGAGCGGCGCCACGCGGGAGCAGCUACUGGCCGACUUUGGCUCGGGGACGCUGGGCUUGCCGGCGCUGACCCGCAGGCUGACCACCAUCGUCGAGGAGGCGGAGGCGGCCGGAGGGCCCGAGCCGCCCGAGCCGGGGGACGCCGCCCGCGGCCCGCAAGAGGCCGGGCCAGCCGGGCGCGGUGGCGGCGACGGCGACGCGGGGCCGCCCCCGGGCCAGGCCGCCGCCGAGCCCGCCGCCAGCGGCCCCCAGGAGCGGGCCCUGCGUGCCGCCACCGUGGACGUGCGCGCCGGGCAGUUCCGGGGGCAGCGGCCCUCCGUGUGGGAGGUCCUCUUCUCCUCCUACCUGAGCCGGGCCCGCCGGGAUGAGCUUCUGGCCCAGCACGCGGCCGGCGCCCUGGCCGUGCCCGCCCUGGUCACCAUCCUCACCCAGGCCAUCGAGGAGGCGGAGGAGCGGCUGAGCAAGGUGUCGUUCCGGGGCCUGAGGCGCCAGGUGUCCGCCUCCGAGCUGCACACGUCCGGGAUCCUGGGCCCCGAGACCCUGCGGGACCUGGCCCAGGGCACCAAGACCCUGCAGGAGGUGACGGAGAUGGACUCGGUCAAGCGCUACCUGCAGGGCACGGGCUGCAUCGCGGGCGUGCUGGUGCCCGCCAAGGACGAGCCCGGGCGGCAGGAGAAGAUGAGCAUCUACCAGGCCAUGUGGAAGGGCGUCCUGCGGCCCGGCACGGCCCUGGUGCUGCUGGAGGCGCAGGCGGCCACCGGCUUCGUCAUCGACCCCGUGCGCAACCGGAGGCUGUCCGUGGAGGAGGCGGUGGCCGCGGGCGUGGUGGGCGGCGAGAUCCAGGAGAAGCUGCUGUCGGCCGAGCGCGCCGUCACCGGCUACACGGACCCCUACACCGGGGAGCAGAUCUCCCUCUUCCAGGCCAUGAAGAAGGACCUCAUCGUCCGCGACCACGGCGUCCGCCUGCUGGAGGCCCAGAUCGCCACGGGCGGCAUCAUCGACCCCGUGCACAGCCACCGGCUGCCCGUGGACGUGGCCUACCGGCGUGGCUACUUCGACGAGGAGAUGAGCCGCGUCCUGGCGGACCCGAGCGACGACACCAAGGGCUUCUUCGACCCCAACACGCACGAGAACCUCACCUAUGUGGAGCUUCUCCAGAGAGCUACUGUCGACCCAGAGACGGGCCUCUUAUUUCUUUCCGUUAUUUGA
Mirounga angustirostris (Northern elephant seal) is the source of this 18156-nucleotide messenger RNA. RefSeq names its product epiplakin 1 (gene EPPK1). Gene Ontology annotation, biological process: intermediate filament bundle assembly; wound healing. Gene Ontology annotation, cellular component: keratin filament; cytoskeleton; cell junction. The record is from RefSeq and is a predicted model, not a curated record. Bases 1 to 18156 code for a protein of 6051 amino acids. Gene Ontology annotation, molecular function: structural molecule activity; keratin filament binding. Lineage: Eukaryota; Metazoa; Chordata; Mammalia; Carnivora; Phocidae. The transcript has a single exon.